Messenger RNA from Syzygium oleosum, 3103 nucleotides. Its product is annotated as CRM-domain containing factor CFM3, chloroplastic/mitochondrial. Gene Ontology annotation, biological process: RNA splicing, via transesterification reactions. The record is from RefSeq and is a predicted model, not a curated record. NCBI's taxonomy places the organism in Eukaryota, Viridiplantae, Streptophyta, Magnoliopsida, Myrtales, Myrtaceae. The transcript is spliced from 10 exons. Bases 92 to 2593 code for a protein of 833 amino acids. Gene Ontology annotation, molecular function: mRNA binding.
UCUUCUUCAUCCUCUUGUUUUCUCCUGUGCGAUAUUCAAAACAAUGGCAGACGCUACCUCGCUUCGCUGAAGCUCCAGCCCCGGACAAAAAAUGGCCUUCGCGACUGCCAAAAUCACCGAACUGCCACUGCGGAACGCUCUCCCCCGCGCCGCCUCCUCCGGCUCCGGCGGGAGCUCUCUCCACCUCCUCUUCGCCUCCCCGAAGCCGCCGCCGCCACGGCCUUGCGCUCUCGGGCGGCGCUGUCUCUGCCAGUCCCUCCGCACGACCAAUCCUCAGAGCGCCGGCUCCUCCCGGGGAAGGAGCGGCGGCGGCGGCAAGCCGCACUCCGCCCCGUGGCUCAACAAGUGGCCGCCACCGCCGCCGAGCCGCGAGGUCGACGAGGAAUCCCCCGGUAAGGUCGCCGGCUCCGAUUCUCGCGGCGCGGUUGAGCCGAGGUACUCUGGUAAUGACCGAGGCCAGAAUGCGAUCGAGAGGAUCGUGCUCAGGUUGAGGAAUUUGGGAUUAGGAUCGGACGAUGGAGAGGAAGAGGAGGGCGAGGAGGAGGAGGGAGAGGGCGAAUUCAGGGCCGCACCGCCGACCGGAGACGAGAGGCUGGGCGACUUGUUGCGCAGAGAGUGGAUUAGGCCGGAUAGUUUCCUCGAGGAGGAUGAGGGCGGCGGGGAGGACGACGCGGUUCUGUUGCCAUGGGAGAAAGAAGGCAAGGGGGAUGUGGAAGAGAAGGCCGUCGGGGGCAGGAAGAGGUCGGUGAAGGCGCCGUCGUUGGCGGAGCUUACGAUCGAGGACGAGGAGCUUAGGAGGUUGAGGAGGAUGGGAAUGUAUCUUAGGGAGAGGAUUAGCGUCGCGAAAGCGGGGAUCACGCAGGCGCUAUUGGAGAAGAUACACGAUAAGUGGAGGAAGGAGGAGCUUGUGAGGCUUAAGUUUCAUGAGGUGCUCGCGGUUGAUAUGAAGACAGCACAUGAGGUCGUCGAGCGUCGAACUGGGGGAUUGGUCAUAUGGAGGUCUGGCAGUGUUAUGGUGGUGUACCGUGGGAAGAACUAUGAAGGCCCUGCUUCAAGAUCCCAACCGACUGUGAGGGAAGGCGAUGCUCUUUUUGUCCCCGAUGUUUCUUCAGCCAAUAGACCAGUCGCAGAAGGUGGCGAUGAUGUGAAGCCAGAAUGCGAGAAGAGUGAAGUGUCGGUGAGGAGCCCAGAGCUAAAGGAGAGCUUGACAGAAGAGGAAGUUGAAUAUAACAGCUUGCUAGAUGGCUUAGGCCCUCGAUUCGAAGAGUGGUGGGGCACGGGAGUGCUUCCGGUGGAUGCGGAUCUACUUCCUCAAAAGAUUCCUGGUUAUAAAACACCAUUUAGGCUUCUUCCCACUGGAAUGCGUUCGCGACUGACCAAUGCUGAGAUGACCAACUUACGGAAGGUGGCAAAGUCACUUCCUUGUCAUUUUGCCCUCGGGAGAAACAGGAACCAUCAGGGUCUGGCAGCUGCGAUAAUUAAGAUUUGGGAGAAGAGCUUAGUUGCGAAGAUUGCUGUUAAAAGAGGAAUUCAGAAUACGAACAAUAAACUCAUGGCUGAGGAGCUGAAGAAUUUAACUGGGGGUGUUUUACUACUUCGAAAUAAGUAUUACAUUGUCAUCUAUCGGGGAAAGGAUUUUCUUCCUCCUACUGUAGCUACUGCUUUGUCAGAAAGACAGGAAUUGGCAAAACAGAUACAAGAUGUUGAAGAGAAACUUCGGACUGGAACAGUUGAUGCUGCUCCAUCUAAGGAAGCUGGCCAUGCACUAGCAGGUACUUUAGCUGAGUUCUAUGAGGCUCAAGCCCGAUGGGGAAGAGAUAUAUCUACCGAGGAACGUGAAAAGAUGAUCAAAGAAGCUUCCAAGUCCAAGAGUGUUAGACUUGUCAAAAGAAUUGAGCACAAGCUAUCUCUUGGCCAAGCAAAGAAACUAAGGGCCGAGAGACUCUUGUCCAAAAUAGAAGCAUCUAUGGUUCCUGUUAGUCCUGAUGAUGACCAGGAAACCAUCACUGACGAGGAACGGACUAUGUUUCGCAAAGUUGGUUUAAGAAUGAAGCCGUACCUGCCUCUUGGUAUUCGUGGUGUUUUUGAUGGUGUCAUUGAGAAUAUGCAUCUGCAUUGGAAGCAUAGAGAAUUGGUGAAGCUUAUAACAAAGCAAAAAACUCUUGCUUUCGUGGAAGACACGGCAAGGCUAUUGGAGUUUGAGAGUGGUGGAAUAUUAGUAUCAAUAGAAAGUGUGCCCAAAGGCUAUGCUCUUAUAUAUUAUCGUGGAAAGAAUUACCGGCGGCCGAUCAGCCUGAGGCCGAGGAACCUUCUCACGAAGGCGAAAGCAUUGAAACGUUCUGUUGCCAUGCAACGGCAUGAGGCUCUAAGUCAACACAUAUCUGAGCUGGAGCACACGAUUGAGCAGAUGAAGAAGGAAGUAGGUGACUCUUGUGAGAUAGAGAGUGAAGAUCCCUGGAGUUCCAAAGGAGAUGGCUUGUUUGAUGAAGUAUCAGAAUUGACACAGAGUGAAGAUGAUGAUCCAACGUCUGGUCCUGAUGAUGUUGAAGGCAGUGAUUGGGAAGAUGAUGAAAAGACUCUGACCUUACUGUAGAUAUGUGAUGAUCCUUUGAAAAGAACUUCAUAUUUUUGCUGAAGGAGAGAACUCGAGAGGCAUUUGGGGCAUUGCCUCUGUACCUUCGGCCGAACCGUCUUUGUAAGUGGAUCCCCUCUCUCUCAUUUCUCUCACGCAUUGAGGGUGGUGGAAGGACUUCCCGGGGCCAACGUGCCAACUUAAACGAAUGGGGGUGAUGUUGCUGCUACACGGAAGAGCUUCGGAAGUGUUGAUCACAGGGCAUGCGUUUUACCUUAUGAACCGGUCGAUUCCAUGCAAAGCCCAUCGUGGCUAUUGCUGGUUGCUGCCUUUCUAUGUCUAUCCGAGACUGAAAUUUUCCGAUAAUCUCCCUUCAUUGAUUCAUAGAUUCCUUUUAAUUCUAUCGAGGUCAACAGUGCAAGUUAGCUCGGUGAGAGAUGCAUAGAUUCCUUUGAGUUCUGUUGAAAGAGAGACUAGACAUCAGUGUAAAUUUCGCAAAUGAAUUGGGAUUAACCAAUUGUAUCUCGUCAA